AUGGGUGAUUAUCCACCUAAUGAAAUUGUAGAUAUGAUUCGUCAAGUUGGUCGAGCUGAGGAUAAUUAUUUUCUAGCAGCGCGCUUUUAUGCUGAAAAAUAUCCGAACAAGCGUCAUCCUAAUCGAAAGACUAUAAAAAGACUUUGCACUAGAGCUGAGAGCGGAAGUUUAAAAAGAGAGCGACGCAAAUCAGGUGCUGGUGAAGUAAAAUCUACAGUUAUUGUGGCAGCUGCUAUUGUAGAUCCUCAUAUCUCAACCAGAGAAAUCGAAAAGCAUCAUGGUAUCCCAAAAUCGACGGCCAAUCGAAUUCUGCAGGCUCACAAAUUCCACCCAUAUCACAUUCACAUGCUUCAAAAAUUAGAAGAGACUGAUUAUCCUCGACGUUUAGCUUUCUGUAACUGGGUGCAAGGCCAGGUGGAAGCAGAUCCAGCAUUCGUUAAAAUGGUACUGUUCAGCGAUGAAGCUACCUUCACCAAUAGAGGUGAUGUUAAUAGGCAUAAUAUGCAUUACUAUGCAGUUUCUAAUCCACACUGGAAAAGACAUAAGGAGUUUCAGCGCCAAUGGUCGCUUAACGUGUGGGUUGGCAUUAUUAAUGAUUACAUUGUGGGACCCCAUUUCUUUGAGGAACAUUUAAAUGGUAACAACUAUUUAGAUUUCCUUCAAACUGAGUUGCCAAAUCUUUUAAGAAAUGUACCUCUUAAUAUUCAGGAAAUAAUGUGGUUCCAGCAAGAUGGGGCUCCGGCACAUCGAUCGCGACUAGUAAAAAAUUACUUGAAUGAGCAGUUCCCAAAUAGAUGGAUUGGUCUGGGAAGUACUGCACAGGCUUGGCCACCACGAUCACCAGACUUAACUCCUUUGGAUUUCUUUCUCUGGGGUUAUGUCAAAGAGAAAGUCUCUAAAACGGAACCCACAACAAUGGAAGAUAUGAAAGAGAGAAUUCGAAGAGCAUGCCGAGAUAUAACUUCACGUUUUCUUCAAGAUGUGAGAAAUUCCUUUCAAGAAAGGAUUAACAAAUGCAUCGAAGUUAAUGGGGAGGCAUUCGGACAUUUCAAAUAG
This is a messenger RNA of Trachymyrmex septentrionalis, 1056 nucleotides long. RefSeq lists its product as uncharacterized. Gene Ontology annotation, molecular function: nucleic acid binding. The transcript has a single exon. The record is from RefSeq and is a predicted model, not a curated record. Lineage: Eukaryota; Metazoa; Arthropoda; Insecta; Hymenoptera; Formicidae. Bases 1 to 1056 code for a protein of 351 amino acids.